This is a messenger RNA of Gordionus sp. m RMFG-2023, 3555 nucleotides long. Its product is annotated as glutamate receptor ionotropic, kainate 2-like. The record is from RefSeq and is a predicted model, not a curated record. Gene Ontology annotation, cellular component: plasma membrane; postsynaptic density membrane. Gene Ontology annotation, molecular function: ligand-gated monoatomic ion channel activity; signaling receptor activity. NCBI's taxonomy places the organism in Eukaryota, Metazoa, Nematomorpha, Gordioida, Chordodea, Parachordodidae. The coding region runs from base 133 to 3414 and encodes 1093 amino acids. The transcript is spliced from 15 exons.
AUAAAAAAUGAAAAAUUAUAAAUAGAAAAUUAAAAUAUUAUAUUCAGCAUUUUUCUUUGUAGUCUAUUUUUGUUUUAUACUAUACUUUACAAUAAACACUAAUUAAAUUUAGUAGGGUGACAUUUAGAUUCUAUGAAAUUUUAUUCUUCGACCAUCCUAUUGAGUGCAAUCCUUAUACAAUCUUUAUUGACGGUAUGCCUCUCUUUAUCAAAAAGCCUUAGGAUAGGUGUAUUAUACGAUACCGACGAAAAUAAUGACCUAUUAGAACUCUUUGUAAAAGAAGCCAUAGACUCUGUGAAUAAUAAUGAAGAUAUGUUGAUGGGAUCGAAAUUGAUUUACGAUAAGCUAUUUGUACAUAGCGGCAAUAGCUUUCAAACAUACAAUCAAAUUUGUCAAGAACUGCAGAAAAAAUUAAUCGCAUUGUUGGGUCCACAAAACAUCAUGUCCUUGGCUCACGUAAAAUCAAUAAGCGAAGCACUUGAGGUUCCUCAUCUUCAAUACAACUGGGAUCAUACCAGCACAAAAUUGUCCCAUAUAUCUUUAAACCUCUUCCCGCAGAGCGAAAUUAUGAGUCAGGCUUUUUUGGACGUUAUUAUCAAAUGGCAAUGGAACGAUAUCAUAAUAUUGUAUCAAAAUUAUACGGCUUUAAUAAAGCUCCAAAGCAUCAUCAAGGAACCUCCUUCCGAAACAAUGAAAGUCCGUGUCAUAAACGUCAAUAAUUCAACAUACUUGAGAAUUAUGAGGAUGGUAAAAAGUAUGAGGUGGUCGAAUAUAAUCAUAGAUGGUUCACCGUGGUUCACCGAAAGAUUAUUAAAAACAGCUUUGCAGUUAGAGAUGAUGAACGAACAUUACCAUUACUUCUUGACAGUGCUAGAUGUUGAAGCCAUGAAUUUAGAAGAUUAUAAAUAUAACGGAGUAAAGCUGAAUGGAUAUAAAAUCUUCUACGAUCCCUAUAUGAAAACGCUCUGGAAUAAGUAUGGGUUAACCUCCAAAUACCAAAUGGCUUUAUCCACUUCUCAAAUGAGCAAUAAAGAUUUACACACGGAGGCAGCCAUGAUAUAUGAUGCCAUACUAGUCCUCGCCCACGGAUUACAAUUGGCGGAUAAAGGGAGUUCUCUUACAAUUCCUAACAUAUCGUGCGAUAGACAAAAUCCAACGGAGUACGGAACCAGCUUAUUAAAUUAUAUGAACUCAGUAGAAAUAACUGGUUUGACGGGUCCGAUUAAAUUCAAAAAUGGAGUCAGAUCAUAUAUUAAUCUCGAUCUCAUGGAACUUGGGGAGAAAGGUUUGAACAAGAUAGGAUACUGGACACCAAAUGAUGGAAUCAAAAUCAUAGCCAAACAAGAAGAUUUUAGGUACACGCAAAAAAUGAUCUCGAACAAAAGUUUCAUCAUAACUUCUAUAUUGCGACCUUUGGUUAUCACGACGAUUCUGGAGAGCCCAUAUGUGAUGCACAGUAAAUGCCAUAAAGAUAAUAGUUGCGCUACAGAAAACGAUCAUUUUGAGGGCUUCUGUAUGGAUAUGUUAAGUAAAGUGGCCCGAAAAUUAGGAUUUAAAUACAAAAUAAUUGUGGUUCCUGACGGGAAAUACGGUGCUCCAGACCUUAACGGUGACUGGACGGGCAUGAUAAGAGAGUUGAUGGAUAAUAGAGCCGAUCUAGCGGUUGCGCCUUUGACUAUCAAUUGGUUACGAGAACAAGUCGUGGAUUUUACCAAGCCAUUUAUGUCAUUAGGUAUCAGCAUCCUAUUCAAGCUUCCAGAAAAAUCGAAACCUGGUCUAUUUUCUUUCCUGAACCCCUUAUCUUUCGAGAUUUGGGUCUAUGUCAUAGCCGCCUACUUGGGGGUAUCAAUUUUUUUGUUUGCCUUAUCCAGAUUUUCUCCCUACGAAUGGGUUAACACUCAUCCACCCUGUUGCGUAGCCCAGUAUUUGUAUAACAAUAAUUUUAAUUGCGAUAUUUUCACCUCGGAAACGAAUUCUAGUAGUUAUUCGGGAAACAAAAAGUUUAGCCUGGUAAAGAAAUCGGUAGUUGACCCUUUUGCUUAUCUCAAUGACCACGAUAUUUCGAAAAUAAAUAAAAAUUCUGGGAAUGGCACGCAUUCCGGUAGCCCGUUUUAUGAUGAUAUCGAUUGCAAGGAAAAGGAUUUUAUUAGGAACAGGGUUUCUAUCCAAUCUCCGCAUAACUUAGGACUUAAAAUACUCAAGGAUUCGAUGAUAAAAGAAAAUGAAAAUCACGACGAAACCUCUGUAAAAGACUCGGCUAAAAAUAUGAGGAUCGAUAUAUUCCAACCAUCGAUUCUGAACGAGAAAAUAAGAAACCGUGAAUAUUACGAGCCUCCUAUAGUGGAAAAUAGAUUCAAUCUCAUGAACAGUUUGUGGUUCUCAUUAGGCACUCUAAUGCAACAAGGUUCGGAUAUCAGCCCAAGCGCAACUUCCACACGUAUCAUAGGCGGAGUGUGGUGGUUUUUUACUUUGAUCCUAAUAUCUUCUUACACAGCGAACCUAGCAGCAUUUUUAACGGUUGAAAAAAUGGUAAGUCCUAUAGAAAGCGCCGAGGAUUUGGCUGAACAAACCGUGAUUUCUUAUGGAACUCUAGCUUCAGGGUCAACAUUUACCUUUUUUAAGAAUGCAAAAGUUAAUCUGUUUCAAAAAAUGUGGAGAUUUAUGGAAAGCCGUCCACAUGUUUUUCCUCAAACUCAAGAUGAGGGAGUAAAGAAAGUGAUGGAUGGGAAUUAUGCUUUUUUCAUGGAGUCAACUACGAUAGAUUAUAUCAUACAAAGGAAUUGCAACCUUACCCAAAUAGGAGGUUUGUUAGAUUCAAAGGGAUACGGUAUAGGGACUCAUUUAGGAUCGCCGUUUAGGGACCCCAUAUCCUUAGCGAUUUUAGAAAUGCAAGAAAAUGGGCAAAUAACGCUACUUUACAACAAAUGGUGGAAGAACAUAGGUGUGACUUGUCACCGAGAUGCGAUUUCAAAAGAAUCGAAGGCGAGCGAAUUGGGCUUAGAAAAUGUGGGCGGUAUAUUCGUAGUUUUAUUAGGGGGGAUAGCUUGUUCCUUGGUCGUGGGCAUAAUCGAAUUCAUGUGGAAAGCAAGAAAAAAUGCUGAUAGCUACAAACAAUCAGUUUGUUCCCAAAUGGGAGAGGAGUUAAAAUACGCGAUAAGGUGCAAAGACUCCCGACAAAGACCUAGGCUUAAAAGGCAGUGUUCCCAAUGCAACAAUACGUCUUCCAAUGCAGCUCACCAAUACAUCGUAAACACUAACCAUGAAAACGUCAAUGAUGGAUUGAAUGUCAGCGUUGAUUUCAGCGAAAAAAUGGACGUCUUAUUUAUGAAAGAAAACGAAAUCGAUUCGUUUUGCAACGACGAUAUCACGAAAAUUGUUCAAAAUGAUAUCCUCAUGAAUUAUUACAAAGCAUGAUAUUAAUCUUAUAUUAUAUAUAUAAAUUUUUUAAAACACCCCAGUUUAAAUAAAAUGGAUUUGUGUAAAUAAUCAUAAACAAUUUUUCAUUUAAUAUUUAAAAAAUAAUUUUUUCAUUUCUAUGAAAUAAAUGAGCCACUA